Hemicordylus capensis (graceful crag lizard) is the source of this 2479-nucleotide messenger RNA. RefSeq lists its product as uncharacterized. The transcript is spliced from 10 exons. Lineage: Eukaryota; Metazoa; Chordata; Lepidosauria; Squamata; Cordylidae. Gene Ontology annotation, molecular function: cell adhesion molecule binding. The record is from RefSeq and is a predicted model, not a curated record. Gene Ontology annotation, biological process: cell-cell adhesion. Gene Ontology annotation, cellular component: cell-cell junction. Bases 470 to 1438 code for a protein of 322 amino acids.
GCAUGCUCGCAAAGAUGCCGCGGCGACCGCGCUUCUUGCGUGGCUGCUGCUGAGGGGAGUUCUUCAAGUGUUGUUACGUGCUGCGAAAUGAAGCGUUUGGUCCUUCCUCCUCUUUCCCCCCCCUUUCCCCUUCGGCAUUAGUACCUCGCUUUGACUAUUCAAAGCGCUUCACACGAAUUAACAAGUUGCCGUGUGGUUAUAACAGCCCUGUAAAGGUUUGCCAUCCGCUGGGAUUUGCAGGGGAAGGAUCAGAGCAGCAAGUACGCAUCCUGGGAUAAGGACUAUCCAGGCAGCAACCGGCAGAGGGCACUCGAGUGAUAUGCUGGAUGUCAGGCACUGGACAGUUAUGCUGCUGGAAGACGCUGGGAUUUUGCAGCCGGGACCUUCGUGCCACUGGGCUUUGCAAUAGGAAGCCCAAACCAGGAAGUGAAGCAGCAAAGUUUAUCAGAACCCAAACAGACGGGCGGCGAUGGCGCAGUUUCAGCGCAGAGUUUGGCUCCUGGCUGUGUCCUUGGCCGUGACGUUCCACAUCACCCAGGCAGGGUCCCCCAUCAUCCGCCUGAAUGACCAGGAGGGCUCUAUUCUCGAGGGCAGCAACGUGACUCUGGAGUGCUUGUCGGAUGAAGAAGGGGAGGACUUAAGUGGAUUCACCUUCCAGAGAUACUCCAAGUGGCUCAAGUCCUGGAUCUCUUUGGAUCAAGUGAACCAGCUGCGCUGUCUGUUUUAUGACGUCACUGUGAACCGCGAUGACGGGCAUCUCCUCCUGACCAUCGGCAACCUGCAGUCGUGGCACACCGGGCUCUACCGCUGUGUUAGUUCCAACGCUAACACAGUGAGUGCCAAUGAUAGUUCCAGCGCUACCAACGCCUCCUUCUCCAGAGAGCUGGACGUACAAGUGGAGUAUCUCCACGGCAUCUUCCUAACUCGUUCAAACACCUGGUGCGGGACAGUUGGGGAUUCUGUCACCGUGCUUGAAGGCUCUGACCUGGAACUCAUAUGUUCAGCAGAUGCCUCACAGACCCCAGACUACCAGUGGCAAAAAGAGGGAGAUGACUGGAUUUCCAUGACCAACACCUUGACCAUUACCAAGGCAAGCCAGGAGGAUUCUGGAACCUACACCUGCCAAGCCUGGCAUCCUACCUUGCGCCAGCUGACCCAGAGCAAAUCAAUCAGUGUGUUUGUGGAGAGGAGUCAGCGUGCAUUUACACUAGAGUCCGUGAUGUCGCUCAGCACCCCGAUGUUGGCCCUGGCCGUGGCACUGCCAGCUGUGCUGCUGCUCUUAGUGGUCCUGGUAAUUGCCAUCCUCAUUCCCCGUCAUCGGGCAGCCGCCAAGAAGAAAGCAGCUCCGGAAGAAUCUGGCCAGCGCACUCCCAUCUACAAAGGCAGCCUGGAGUCUGUGCCUUCUGUUGUGGCAGAUACACACCCCUUGGUGAUGUAAUGAGGAAAACAGGGUGAAAUGGAGAUUAUUUUUUUCUUGUCAUUUCCAAGAUCCAGCUUCUUCUGAAACUAUGGGAUGGUGGGGAUGUCAUCACUGUACUGUGACUGGUUGUUUUUGUAUAUGUGUCUUGGGGGGGGGGGGCGUUAUCUGUUUUGUAGAAGUGGGCAAGAUGAAGGUGUUGGGGCUGUGGGUGUGGGGGGGGGGAGUAGGGAAGUCGGGUGUAUGUAAUUUUGUUUGCUCUGAAAUAGCUGCUUCCUUGCAAUUCUCAGCUUCCCUUCACAAGGGUGAACUUUAUCAUCGGCCUGUGGGUUGCCCUUUGACCCCUGCCUGUCCUACACUCAGCUGGAUUGUACCUUUUUAAGUGCUUUUACCUACAUUAAGCUGAUGAAAGGAAGGCACAGAGCCUCGGCACUAGGGCGUGCUUUACAGGACUUAAAAGAAUAAGAAUAAUUCUGACUCCUUCGUACUACUAUCAUGUUUGUUUGUCUGAUAUAAAAUUCUUCAAUGAAAUCCUCAGAAAGCAAAGAUGGGCAGACCAAAAACGGAAAUUAAUGCUGUACUGACUGCUGAAUGCUGGAUGAUCUCUCUCCCCCCUCCCCCUUGUGACUUUUGGACUGCUCCUUCAUCCUGCCAUCAGAGCACCGACGGCUGCUGGACUUUCGCUCUUGUAACAGCAGGCCCCGGAUUUCUGGCUAAAACUGCAAGCCCUGCAAAAACAGGCUUUGGGGUGAGCUCAUCUACUAUGGGGGUAUCUGCCCUGCUGGAAAAUAUAACCCAGACGGAUGCUUUCUCUUACACCUUCCUCCUCUGCAGCCCUGCACCGAAAUCCAGAGCUUUUUGGACGGGGCUCUGUGCUAGCUCCGAGGCGAGAAACCAGCGAUGUGCCUUGAAUUGCAGUUGUGCUUUGCUGUUUUUUGCAUGCCAACACGUGGUGUAAGGAGAAGUGGGCGUAUAUCAUGGCUGUCUCUGCGGCAUGCAGUUUAAAUGUCCCCCCAUCCAGCACUUGCUUUCAUCAGAAUAAAAAAUAACAAGAUCUCGCAA